This is a messenger RNA of Staurois parvus, 255 nucleotides long. The record is from the annotation of a GenBank genome assembly. NCBI's taxonomy places the organism in Eukaryota, Metazoa, Chordata, Amphibia, Anura, Ranidae.
GAAGGAGAUGGCCGGGGACGCUGCAGGGGACACAUCGUGGGAGCGCAGGGACAAGGUAAGUGAUCGAGGGAUCGCAGAGCAGCGCCACAUGGUAAGCCCGAGGAAAGCUCGGGGUUACCGCUUGUGGUACUGAAACUUUACCCCGAGCUAAACUCGGAAAUAUCGCCAGGGAGGUUAAUGUCUUGCAUAAAGAGAUUCUCAAGUAAAAGUGAACAAUAAUUCUGCAGCAAUAACUCAUUUUCCAGCAAUUCUGCC